This is a messenger RNA of Cynara cardunculus var. scolymus (artichoke), 1065 nucleotides long. RefSeq lists its product as uncharacterized. Bases 37 to 816 code for a protein of 259 amino acids. Gene Ontology annotation, biological process: morphogenesis of a branching structure. Lineage: Eukaryota; Viridiplantae; Streptophyta; Magnoliopsida; Asterales; Asteraceae. The transcript has 5 exons. The record is from RefSeq and is a predicted model, not a curated record.
AGUUUUAUAUAAGCUCUUGUAUCAAGAAAGAAGAAAAUGAAGAUCUUCAGUUGGAUUCAUCGUAGAUUUCAUCAAAAAGAUGGAGGAAGCCAAGAUUUCAAGAAAGGUGAUCAUAAUGAGAAGGUAGCACUGCUUGAAAAAGAAGAUUUGGGCAGUGCAUGUGAUGGCUGGAAAGAAGGUAUUCUUGUUAUUGGUACAUUUGGGAUUGAUCUUUUCAAAGAUUUAAACCCUAAAGAUGAUGGGAAUCAAGUACUGUUUUUUGGUGAUCAUGAAGACCAAGAGGAGGAGAAGGAGGAGGAUCAAGAAGGAGAAAUGGAAUGUCCAUUGGUUCUAAAAGCUUCUAAUCAUGGGUUUGAUCAGAAACAAGAUCCUGAUGAAGCUGCUAAACCUAACAAUGGUGGAGGAUAUGUUAAAGAUUCAGUGGAUUUGGAUAUGGAAAUAUUGAAGAAGAUUAAGAAGCGUGGAGAGAGAAUCACUCUUGCUGACUUGCUUUGGGCCGACUCCGAAAACAACUUGUUGAAGAACAACAAGUUAUCUGAUGAUGAUCAUCAUAAUAAGGUGAUCAAAGUCCCCACUGUUAGUAGUGAAUCCAUCAAGAAACAUGAUGCACAUGACGAUGAUCAUGAUGGGUGUUUGAUCUCAAAGAAAAAGAAGAAGCUCCCUAAAGAUGAUUCAGCUGAUCACCCAAUCAAGAAAACAAAACGAUUGAUGAGAAAGAUGUUGAAGAAGAAGAAGAUCCAUCCAGAUAUCGGGAUCCAAAAGAUGGAGACUGCAGAUUUCAUCUAUCAACAAAUGGAUCAUGUACAUGCUACCUGAUGAGUUCAUCGAGCCUUCAAAACCCGUGGUAUUUCUACUGUGUUCGCAAUUAUCCGUCUUACGUGUCGAUUGUUUUCCCUUUCUUGUAUUUGUUAAUUGUUGUUUUAUAGUAUUUAUGGUCGAACUAUAUAUGUAAGAUGGUGUUUCUCAUGUUAUUAACUUCCAUCAAACACUCGAAAAUUUAUUAUGUUUUCAGCAUCGAUAGUUAGUUUUUGAUUCAGUUACCAGUUUCAGAAGUACUGUAAAACU